UUCAUGUAGUUUAAAGUGACUAAUUUCAACGGGUAUUUAAGCAGUGAAACAACAGUCCUUGCUGGUAGAAAUCAAAUGACAAAUGUGUACACAGUGACUUUUAGUAUAUUUAUUAAAUUGUGAACCAUGAUUGGAUGAGAUGAUUAAUUAAUAUUGUACAGUGGACUACUACAAGAUAAAACAAGAAUAAUGGGAGCCACAGACUCUCGACCAAACAUGAGGAUUGCACUUCUUGGGAAAACAGGAGAUGGAAAAAGCAGCGCUGGGAAUACCAUUCUUAAACAGAAACUAUUCACGAGUAAAGCUUCACCUGAAUCUGUGACAUAUGAAUGUAUAAGUGGAGACCGUAAUGUUUAUGGGAAAAAGAUCACAGUUAUUGACACACCUGGAUUUAUGGACACAAGUAUUGAAGAGGAGACUCUCAAAAAGGAGAUUAUUAGAUCUGUUAUUGAAUGCGCUCCAGGUCCUGAUGUCUUUGCCAUUGUUUUAAAGGUUGGAAGGUACACAGAGCAUGAAAUGGAGAUUGUGGAUACAAUUUUAGAAUGUUGUGGAGAGCAUACAUUUAAACAUUCAUUGGUUUUAUUCACUCACGGUGAACAACUUGAGGGUCAAACUAUAGAGGAAUUUGUGAAGAGGAGUUCAAAAUUACAGGAGCUUGUUGAUAAAUGUGGAGGUCGCUGCCAUGUCAUUGACAAUAAAUACUGGAACAAAUGCAACAUGGGAUACAAAAGCAACAAGGUCCAGGUGAAAAAUCUUCUGUUAACCGUAGAGCAGAAUUUAAAAGACAAUAAGAACAGCUGCUACACCAAUGAGCUAUUACAAAUAGUAGAGGAAAAAAUUCAAGAGGAGAUAAAGGACAUCAAAGAGGAAAACAUGUCUCCAGAAGAAAAACGAGAAGUAGCGAAGAAGAUUGUUAACAAAAAACUUCGCAUUAAACUUGCAGGAGUGACAACGGGGAUACUGACUGGUGCAUUCCUUGGCAUUGGUGUUGCAGUAACAUUCAUUGUGGCUUUACUUAAAGCAGGCAGCAUUACAGAAGCAGCAGCAGCAGGAACAGCAGUGGCAGAGGCAGGUCUCAUCACAGGAGCUGGUAUUGGAGCAGCAUGUCUCAUCACAGGAGCUGGUAUUGGAGCAGCAGGUCUCACAGGAGCCGGUAUUGGAGCAGCAAGUUCAGGAAUUGCUGCAGGUGUCAUUUUGGGAGCUGCAGCUUUUGCGGGAGCAAUUGGAGGAGGAGUCACUGGAUAUAAAGCAGCCGAAGACGUUGAUUCCGUUUCAGAUGCAAUAAAGAAUGCAGCAAAACUUAACUUUGAAAAUGCAAAAGGCGUUGUCAAAAAGGCAGAGGAAAACAAAUUCAAACUUUUUGAAUAA
Misgurnus anguillicaudatus (oriental weatherfish) is the source of this 1368-nucleotide messenger RNA. The record is from RefSeq and is a predicted model, not a curated record. NCBI's taxonomy places the organism in Eukaryota, Metazoa, Chordata, Actinopteri, Cypriniformes, Cobitidae.